AUGUCAAGCCGACCACGAGAGCUCAUAGCCACACAGUUUCCCCUCAACCCUUCCAAUAACCUCUGCAAAUCUUCUUCAAUCUUAGAGCACGAUCGGUACUACUUGAGACACAACGACCGAAGUCCUUCUUUGACCAACUCGAGGAUACUUCUCGGCACUCUACCGAGAUCCGACAGCGUUAUCUACGUGAUGGAGAACUUGAGCAGAAACGGCGAGCGACAGGUGAUGGGCUCAGUUGCGCAAGACUCGAACGCCAGUGCUGAACCGACAACUCUUUACAGUGACUUCAAUUGUCCUGGAACUAUCGCGAAAGUCUUUGGUUGGCGGAUCUCUAAUAGCGAAGACAACGGUAACUCCGGUGAUGUUCAGUCAACUCCAAAGCUAUUAGAGGAACUCUUUGGUGAGCCGUCCAAUGAGUCUGAAAUUCAAAACUUUGAUCGGAUUGAUGAAGCCAGAGACGAAAGCGGGGACCUCAUGCAGACCGAGCAAGGAGCUCCGCUUGUUGAAGAAGCUUAUCCUGAUAGAGCUGGCGAGAGAAAUGAGCAAGAAUUUCACCAACCUGUGCUAGAUGAGAUGAUACGGGUACUCGAGGGCAAGGAGGAGCAAGAGAAAGAAUCUCAAGGCACACAGAGUUUCGGCGAUCAGAUCUACCGUGAUGGAGGUUCGGCGAAUGAAUUCGUCAGCGAGAAAGAUCCCGUUGUCGAACGACUUGAAGGUUCUCGUUCCGGCAGCGAAAACUCAGCUGAGAAGAAAAUCGAAAGCAACAAUCGAAUGAACCAUUGCGAUGUUAACGAGAGGUUCUUUGACGACUUUCCUGUUGGCCCUGGUCAGUCCGCUGGUUCUAGCGCCUUCCUUAAUAACGUUGAUGUCGAAUAUUGGGCGGAUGUUCACCAGUCCGGAGCAACUAUGCCUCAAAGCCAGUUGCAUUCCUCAGCGAUCGAUAACUAUCAAAUUGGGAAACCCGCGGAACGACCCCUUGAAAGAUAUUCUGAGGAGUCUGUUGUUGGUCCUAGCAGUGGCAAGGAGAGAUCCCACCCGGAUCAAACUUUUGAGGUUAAAGUAGGCUCUAACCAAGAGUUUGACUUUGGCCAUCAUAAUCCAAGCUCUCUUUCAAUAUUUCAACCGCUCAUCAAUGCUCCUCUCCAGCACGCUUAUAUGCAGCAAACCCAUAAUCCUCAAUCUUACAACCAGGGUUGCUCUGUGCAACAACACUAUCCCGAGAGAUUUUAUCUCCAGCAGCCUCACGCUCAACACCUUCACACAAAAGGAUCGCACGCCACGAAUAUACCCACUUUUGUUCAAUCUGUUCGACCUAGCAAACGUCAAACAAAGUACUCGCUCUGUCCGUCUCGAAAUCCUCCUCAAACAUCUCUUUGUCCUGUCCCAAAUGUUGCCGCAACCGGAUCCCUCCAGACUGUCCCAGCAACACGACAAGAGCAACUUUGGCGCUCCACACCACAUGGUCCUUAUCUCCGAGGUACUCGAAAUCCAAAGAAGGUAGUCAGAAACGCCUUUCUUAAUGAAUGGUUGAGACUUAAUCGUCCUGACAUCCCAUUGCCAGAUUCAUCAGGACAAGGGUUCAAGGAACAGAGCAGAGUCUUUAAUAGCCUUUCCCCGCCAGAACGAGAAGCUGCCAAUGCGUUUGCGGUUCGUAAAGCUGAAGCUGAGCAAGCAGAGAGGAGAUCAAAUGGGACUGCACAGUACAAAGUCUCCCUCGCUCCCAGUGCGAUGUGCAAUCAUGGCGCCAAGCGCCAGGGAAGUGCAAGUUCCACUGCUCAUCUGCAAAACCUUCCUAGCGCUCGCAUGCAAGAUCUCGCAGACGCGCAAAUCCUCGGCCAGCGCACUGGCCCCGUUCCACCACGACACAGCCAGCAUGGUGGCUAUGGAAGCGUGCUUCAGGAUGCAAUCAACCAUUAUCCAGAUCACGCGCAGGGUAUGUAUUAUGCAACAAGCCAAGGAGAGUACCCAUUGGAUCCCUCUCUGAGCCAGACCGAUCCUAACCAGACUUUUGGGAGCUUCCAAGAACAUGCAAGUGGAGGAUAUUCAAUGAAUCAAUCUCACAUCCAAAAUCCUGCUUGCAAUAACGGCAAUUCUAUGUCACAGAGUCAGAAUUCUUUGUUCAUGCCAUAUGGUUUUCCGGUGAGCCACGGUGUGGCGCAAAUACCUACAAAUGCAAGCACUUUCGGAAUGCCAAAUCCUGGCUUGAUGCAUGGCAUGUAUCCCCCAACCGCAUCUCUACCAGGAUACCCGACGUACAUGACUCAACACGAACAUCAAAUGUCGGCAUAUCGCUACACGACUGAAGGACAGUGGCACGGAAAUGGCUUAAUGUGUAGUGCGCAUCCUCCCAUUGACCCAUUCAGUUUCCAUUUCCAUCAACAAUUUAAUGGAAUAUCGCCGACGGAGAAUUUCGGUACGGGAAUUGGUCUUAGACUGAACCACCAAGGUUGGGGAAACAGCCCCCGUGGCGGUAGUCCUUCCAUGGAAUAUCCUCAACAUCGACAUGCGGAAAACUCCUUGAGGACGAAUCAAAUUUAUGGCCGAAAGAGAAGGCAGGCCGAGGAAGACAAUAACGCAGUUGAAGAUGCCGAAAAUGAGCAAGCUGAUGGCCCAGCCUCGAAGAGAGUACGAAGAACUUGAGUUUCUACUGAGGGGACUCUCAGGUGGGGAUGUCAUCAAGACAUGAUUUUGGCUGUGUCUUUCAUAUAUGGGUUUUGGGUAGAGCAUUAGCGUUGGACUCGUCAUUUGUGGUUGGUUAUUGGGGAGCGGAAUUAGUUACCUCGGUCUCGAGAAUCUUGUAAUCGAGCUUUCAUCUAAUGAUUUAGCCCUGGU
Hyaloscypha bicolor E is the source of this 2832-nucleotide messenger RNA. RefSeq lists its product as uncharacterized. The transcript is spliced from 3 exons. The coding region runs from base 1 to 2640 and encodes 879 amino acids. NCBI's taxonomy places the organism in Eukaryota, Fungi, Ascomycota, Leotiomycetes, Helotiales, Hyaloscyphaceae. The record is from RefSeq and is a predicted model, not a curated record.